AUGGAGAAAUCCCUGGUCCUUCCCCGAAUCCCAGAGCCCCCAGUCUCCGCCCGUGCCCGUGCGCGCCUCCCCCGCACCGAGGGCUCCCGGCACGCGCUUAGCUCUCCGCAGCCUGGCCCGGGAGGACCUCGAGGGGAGGCCACCGGGGACCCGCGAGGCGCCUCAGCGCGCUCGCCGGUCGCCACGACGCUGAGAGGGCCCGGCGCUAAAGUUCCCCUAGCGGCCGGGCCGGAGUGCCGCCCCGGGUCGCGGGCCCCCGCGUCCCCCGGCCCCGCCGCGCACCUUCGCCGCAGCCCCGGCCCGCGCUCCCGCAGGCGAGGAGAGCACACUACGUCUCGGCCACCCAGCGCCGGGCCCGCGACGCGCCAAGUUCAACUUUACGGGCCCGUGGCCUCCGGGGGGCCUCACUCCGGGGCGGGAGGACCACGACGGAUCGCGGGCAGCCUCCGCGCGCUUACCUGA
Molecule: messenger RNA, 462 nt
Organism: Rangifer tarandus platyrhynchus (Svalbard reindeer)
Lineage: Eukaryota; Metazoa; Chordata; Mammalia; Artiodactyla; Cervidae
Source: the annotation of a GenBank genome assembly